Messenger RNA from Leptopilina heterotoma, 1645 nucleotides. RefSeq names its product alpha-L-fucosidase-like (gene Fuca). Gene Ontology annotation, cellular component: lysosome. The transcript has 7 exons. Gene Ontology annotation, molecular function: alpha-L-fucosidase activity. Lineage: Eukaryota; Metazoa; Arthropoda; Insecta; Hymenoptera; Figitidae. Gene Ontology annotation, biological process: fucose metabolic process; glycoside catabolic process. Bases 184 to 1563 code for a protein of 459 amino acids. The record is from RefSeq and is a predicted model, not a curated record.
GCUCGUCAUUGUUGUGACCAGUUUACACUUGUGUGCAACAGUGGAAAGCUAAUUAAAUAUGUAAGCUUAUCAAGAUUUUGUCUCAAAUGGACAAAUGUGAUAUUGUUGAAAAUAGUAGUUUUUCUAUGGAAACAAUUCUUAUUACUUUUUUAUAAGUGAACACGUAAGUGUUUAUUACCAAAGAUGAUUCUUCGUUAUUUAUUUGCUUUGUCUUCAAUUUUCCUUUUCUUCGACUCCUCAUUGGCAAAUCAAAUUUCCUAUGAUCAUUCAAAAAAAUUCGAACCAAAUUGGGAUAGUUUGGAUAAACGAGCUUUGCCUACUUGGUACGAUGAUGCGAAAUUUGGAAUUUUCAUUCAUUGGGGAGUUUUCAGUGUUCCCAGUUUUGGAUCCGAAUGGUUUUGGUACAAUUGGAAAGCUGGAAAUCCACUGUACACGGAUUUUAUGAAAAAGCGUUAUCAUCCAAAUUUCUCCUAUCAAGAUUUUGCUAAAGAUUUUACGGCCGAAUUUUUUAAUGCCACACAAUGGAGUGAAAUUUUUCAAGCAUCUGGAGCGAAAUAUGUAAUUUUAACAAGUAAACAUCAUGAGGGCUAUACAUUAUGGCCUUCGAAAUAUUCAUUCAGUUGGAAUGCUAAGGACGUCGGACCACAGCGGGAUCUAAUAAGUGAAUUGUCAAAGGCAAUACGAAGUAAAACAAAUUUGACAUUCGGUCUGUAUCAUUCUCUCUAUGAAUGGUUCAAUCCAUUGUACCUCGAGGAUAAGAAGAAUAAAUUCACAACUAACAGUUUUGUCACGCAAAAAAUAAUUCCCGAAUUAAACGAACUCGUUGAUUUAUACAAACCGGAAGUAAUUUGGUCGGAUGGUGAUUGGGAAGCGCCUGAUACUUAUUGGGAGUCGAAGGAAUUCUUAAGUUGGUUGUAUAAUUACAGUCCUGUCAAGGAAACAGUAGUUGUCAAUGAUCGAUGGGGAAGGGACAUUCCCUGUCAUCACGGUGAUUUUUACACUUGCACUGAUCGCUACGAUCCUGGAGUCUUGCAAGCUCAUAAAUGGGAAAAUUGUAUGACAAUCGACAGAAAAUCUUGGGGUUUUCGAAGGAAUGCCGAUCUGAAGGAUUACAUGUCCGUGAAGGAGUUAAUUCGAGAAUUAGUCAUAACUGUCAGUUGUAAUGGGAAUUUAUUGAUGAACGUUGGUCCAACGAAGGAGGGAAUAAUUUCACCGAUUUUCGAAGAAAGACUUCGUGAAAUGGGACAUUGGUUAUCAACGAACGGAGAGGCAAUUUAUAAAACGAAACCCUGGAAUGUUCAGAAUGACACAUUGUCUGGAGAUGUUUGGUACACGCAAAGUAAAGACGGCACAAAAUUAUACGCAAUUCUACUCUCGUGGCCAAAAAAUAAUAAUCUGGGCUUAUCAGCUAUCAAUAUUCCAGCUUUAACUCCAAUAAAUCUUCUUGGUUAUCCCUACGAACUUACGUGGGAACAGCGCUCAAAUUACGUUCUCAUUGAUUUGCCAGUAGAAGCCCAUAAAGGCAAUCCAGCUUGGGUGGUAGUGAUAAAUACAUAUUUGUAAUUAUUACAGAUUUUACAAUUUUACACCUUGUUAUAAAAUUGAUUUGCUGUACUUUUUGAUAAAUGUGCUUACAAAUCGUGAA